Messenger RNA from Striga hermonthica, 636 nucleotides. NCBI's taxonomy places the organism in Eukaryota, Viridiplantae, Streptophyta, Magnoliopsida, Lamiales, Orobanchaceae. The record is from the annotation of a GenBank genome assembly.
AUGGUAACAAGAAAUGAGAUAAAGAAAGAUUGUCUCAAGGUUUAUGAAAAUUUGAAGGAAUUUGUGGUACGUGUUUUAGAGCUCGAUCAGAGUCGGGUUGCAAUCACAACAGAUAUGUGGACAUCUUCUCAUAAGAAGAGAGGAUUUAUGGCUAUCACAGCCCACUAUGUUGACAAUAACUCUCAUAUCUUUAACUUGGUGGUGCAAGACGGGUUGAAGGGCAUUAGAAAUACAAUAGAGAAGGUGAGAGAAAGUGUCGCUUAUUGGACUGCAACUCCCAAAAGAAUGGAGAAAUUUAAGGAGACGGCUCGUCAGCUUCGCGUGACACUCGCCGGGGAAAUAUUGGCUAAAUUUAAUAACUAUUGGUCUGUUGUGCAUGGUGUCAUGGGGGUGACAAGCGUGCUUGAUCCUAGGUAUAAGUAUGUCAUGCUUGAAUACUAUUUUCCACAAAUUUAUGGUACUAGUGGUGAGUACGAGGUUGAGGAGAUUCUUGAUAUGUGUCGUGAGUUGCUUCGUCAAUAUGAGGCUUACGGAAAGGGUGGUGGAUGUCGGGAUACAACUGGCUUGGUUGAUCCAAAUAUUUCUAAUGAUCCGUCACUAAGUGGAUACGAUUUGUAUGCCUCUAUGCAGAAAUGA